Messenger RNA from Colletotrichum godetiae, 802 nucleotides. RefSeq lists its product as uncharacterized. Gene Ontology annotation, molecular function: FAD binding; monooxygenase activity. The record is from RefSeq and is a predicted model, not a curated record. Bases 236 to 673 code for a protein of 145 amino acids. NCBI's taxonomy places the organism in Eukaryota, Fungi, Ascomycota, Sordariomycetes, Glomerellales, Glomerellaceae. The transcript has 3 exons.
AACAUCGGCUUGCUGUACCCUCCUGAACUAGCCAUUGAUUCAGAAGGUAAGUGACUCUCAGGCCAAGCGUUCGUAGGGGGGCUCUCUACUCACCUCCUACUACCAAGGCAACGACCUUUCAGUAAGAGACGACUUUGUCUAUAAGGUUGUCGAGGAGUUUCCGAAACCUGUGCAAUCCAUCUGCACGUAAGUUUCAAGGUCCCGACUAUUCAAAGCCUGGAAGUCUCAUUGACCAAUGCAAUUUCUUCUUCUUCAUCACAGUCGUGCAAGAGGCGUCGGACAGUGGAAAGUCUUCACCCGCAAGCCUCUCGACAGGCUCGUCCGGGGCCGGGUGGUCCUCAUAGGAGACGCCGCGCAUCCCAUGCCCCCAGUGCGCGCUCAAGGUGCAGCCAUGGCGAUCGAGGACGCAGCGGCGCUAGGCGUGCUAUUGUCAAAUAUGACCUCGAAAGACGAGAUCUCGACCCGACUGGAUAUGUUCAACCAGCUGCGACUGAAGCGCGUGGCCGCGACGCAGACCGCGUCAUCACAGCAUCAGUGGGAUCCGACCCGUGUUUCCGAGGAGCAGCGGCAGUACUUUGACGGUGACGUCCCGCAGACCACGGAAGACCUGGAAAGAUUCAGCUACGAGAACGAUGUGAUCCGCGAUGCAUUUGACUUGUUGGGAAAGGCUUGAAGGACGAUAGAAGGAGACGGAUCAGGCAAGGGAGUGCGGUGGAAUUUAGAAAGAAACUGCAUUAAAAACUCACUAGUAGCCUACUCGGUAGACGGCUAAACUAUCCUCUGUUUAUUCCAAGGCAUCAAA